Molecule: messenger RNA, 3273 nt
Organism: Mytilus trossulus (common blue mussel)
Lineage: Eukaryota; Metazoa; Mollusca; Bivalvia; Mytilida; Mytilidae
Product: ras-related protein Rab-22A-like
Exons: 7
Coding region: 174-785 (203 amino acids)
Biological process (GO): vesicle-mediated transport
Molecular function (GO): GTPase activity; GTP binding
Source: RefSeq, a predicted model, not a curated record
AUCAUGUGAUCAUAACAUGGUGGAUUUGUCAUGCCUGAACUGAAACUUGGUUGUUUGGGUUUCAAGCACUAAAACAAAACAAUAUAACGUAUUCACACUAUUUGAUUCCAUUGAAAAUAUACGAAAAACUUACAACUUAUAAACAUUGUAAUCGUAAAGAUGAUAUAUUGUGAAUGACAAUGUCAAUUCGUGAAGUUAAAGUGUGUUUACUAGGGGAGUCUGGAGUUGGAAAGUCCAGCAUUGUUAUGAGAUUUGUGACAGAUUCCUUCAAACCAGCUUUAGAGAGUACAAUAGGAGCUUCUUUUAUGAGUAAAAAGAUUGCAGUUGAUGAUCAACAUUAUGCAUUCCAAAUAUGGGACACGGCUGGCCAAGAAAAGUAUAGAUCCUUAGCUCCAAUGUAUUAUAGAGGUGCAGCAGCAGCUAUUGUUGUUUAUGAUGUAUCGAGAGAUUCAACGUUCAAAACAGUGAAAGAUUGGAUCAAUGAAUUGAAGAAAAAUGCAUCCCAUAAUAUUAUACUGGCCAUUGCUGGAAACAAAUGUGAUCUGGAAGAUCUGAGAGAAGUUAGCAAAAGGGAUGCAGAAGAAUAUGCCAGCCUAAUUAAUGCCAUAUUUAUAGAGACCAGUGCUCUGAAUGCUGUCAAUGUUCCUGAACUUUUUAUGAAAAUAGCUAGAAGUCUUCCAAAAGAGGAUAUGUAUUCUCCUAGAGCUACAAGUACUUUGAAUCUCAGACAUACACAGUCAAAGCCAAAAUCUGGUUGUUGUGGAGGUCAAAGUUCACCUUCAUGACCUACUGUGAUAUAUAGGUUAAGAAUAUUUAUAUGUUAAUGUGUUAUGAUUUUGUUACCAAAUUAUUAUUUAACAUGACAGGAUAAUAAUUAUAUUUUUCAUGGUUGUAGAACAUCUGACAUUAAGGUCAUGAGGGUUAAAGGUCAUUGGUUUAAUUAAAAGACAUUUAAAAAAAGGAUCCUUUUUGGUUGAAGAAACAGUUGAUAGAUUCAUUUUAGAAUCAAAUAAUUGUUCAUUUGUGCUAAUUAGAUCUUUAAUAUUGACUUUUAUUUUUUUUUAAUGUGGCUCGUGGCCUCAACAAAACAAGUAUUUGAUUUGAUUUUAUUUUAAAUAGAUUGUUUUUAUAUUUUUUUGAGUUCAUAAACAUAGUUUGUACAGAUUUUUAGUCAAAAGUCUAAAAAUGACUUGAUGUCAAGUUUGGAUUCAGAAUUGAUGAUUUUAGGUUCAAGGGGUUAAAGAAUGUCAUCCUAAUAUUUCCCAGUGACAAAGAACUCAUAUUUGUUUCCAAUUUUAUGGGCUACACUUUGAUAUAAGCUAUGUGUGUUUAUGCAGUGUUAAUAAACAUCCUUCUACUCUAGUUAUAUUUUUGAACAUUAUCAUAUUUUAUCACACAGAUAAUUUUUGCAAUAGCUAUUUUAUGUAGAUAUAUAUUCAAGAAGGUCAAAGAGAGAUUAUUCAAGGACAAAUGUGAAAUGAAAGUGUUAAUGGAUAUAAAAGAUAAAAAAAAUAUAUCUUAAAAAAAAAUAGAGACAUGUAUGACUAUUCAUUAUGACCAAUUGACAAAUAUGUGAACAUUUGCUGUUUUCAUAUGCUUAAUAAUGCAAUGGGCCUAAUAUUAUGGAAAUAUUAACUUUUUGAAACAAUAUAUUAUGAAAGGAAGAGACAUUGAUAUAGUUUUGUUAUCAAGGCAUGUUGAUAGUGUCUUGUACCAUAUACCAAAUUAAUAUUUGAGUUAACAUUAUUUUUACUAAGUAAAAUAACAAUUGUGUUGCUACUGUUAUGUGCAGUUAGGUAGUAUAGUUAUUCAUAUAUACAUUCUAUCAGGUUUUUUUUAUAUUUAAGGCAGAGUACUUAAUUUUUCUGACUAAACAAUUUAACCAUAAAUGUUGUUGCCAUUAUUUGUUUUUAACAUUUUAUUGCCUCUGAACAUGCUGAAUGAGAUUUGAUGAUAGCUAAUGAUGUCUUAUCAAAUAGUUAUCAAAGGUACCAGGAUUAUGAUUUUAUAUGCCAGACCCAUGUUUUGUCGACUCAUCAGUGACGCUCAAAUUCAAAUUAAGUUAUUAAGCCAAACAAGUACACAGUCGAAGAGCAUUGAGGACCCAAAAUUCCAAAAUGUUGUGCCAAAUAAGGCUAAGGUAAUCUAUAUUCAAAGUUUUGCAACAAGACAUUUAUUAAAAUGACCAAAAACUGGUUAAUCUUAAGAUUUAAUACUGGAGAAUUCUGAAUUGUAAUAUACUUAUCUGUUAGAUAAGAUAAUUUUUGCAGUUUAAUGUUUCAAUUUUUUGUAAAAAAUGAUAUUAACCUUCUAAAUUGAUGCAAAAUAGGCAAAUGAUUUCUUGCGCUUCCUGUAAGAUUUACUUUUUUUAGAAUUUGAUUUAAAGAUGACCUUAUUGUUUAUUUUCUAAAAGUCAAAUAUCUUCAAUUAAUGGAUUUGAAACCUAUUGGUAAGGGCCUUGUUAGCCAGUCACUUUAUUUUGACUUGUACAUUUGAGAUUAUUUCAAAAAAUUAAAGAUGUUAUAGAGAUUGAAAAAGUUUUCUACAAACAAAUUGUAUCAUGCUCAAUAAUCAAAAUAGUAUUAAUAAAUUUUCCUGGUCACAAUAAUUUAACUUUGAUUUUUGUGUGACCAUUGUUGAUUGUUUUGUAUAUUAUCAUUGUUAAAACCUUUAUAUUAAAUGUUAAAAGUUACAAACAAAUAGAGAACUUGUUGAUGUAUAUAUAUAUGAUAUGGAGUACUAUUAGUAUCUUCAGAUCCUCAGGGGUUAGGUUGGAAUUACUAUUGACCAAUAGUUUGAUGUAAUGUAUUUUGAAUGCCUUUUUAGCUUUCUAUAAAACAUACAUCUUUUUAUUAGUUACCAAUGGUUAAAUCAUUGAUGAGUUGCUCUCCUAAUUCUUAUUUCCGCUUCUGUUAUUAUACUGUUAAAUGAUUGUGUGUCUUCUCCUGUUAUUAACUUUGCAGGUAUAAAUAUUGAACAUGCAUUGAGUCAGUGUGUGAUAGACUCAUUAGAUGUCUUCCAUGAAAAUGAAGUCAACAUCUCUUUUCUAAAUUGCUGCAAAGCAUACCAGUAUUUUUGUUUGAACAUUUUUAUUUGAAGUCAAUUAUAUAUUUACCAAGAGGUCUUUGUUGUAAGUAUAAGCAUCACAUACAUAACAUGGUGUUACAAUAAAAAUACAGCAACCCUACAUAUAGGAUAAAUAAAAACAUACAGCAACCCUACAUAUAGGAUAAAUAAAUACAUACAGCAACCCUACAUAUAGGAUAAAUAAAC